Candidozyma haemuli is the source of this 2703-nucleotide messenger RNA. RefSeq lists its product as uncharacterized. The record is from RefSeq and is a predicted model, not a curated record. Gene Ontology annotation, molecular function: protein binding. The coding region runs from base 1 to 2703 and encodes 900 amino acids. The transcript has a single exon. Lineage: Eukaryota; Fungi; Ascomycota; Pichiomycetes; Serinales; Metschnikowiaceae.
AUGCAAACUGACUCGCAUACCAACAUGUAUGUUGCUCGAUUUACAACUACCACGGGAUCUCUGUCUCCUCCCAACCAAACCUAUACUAACAAGAACAGGUUACGUAAGGAGAACUUACCCACAGACCCUUCGUCUCAUGCCGAUACUCCAAACUCCUCCACCCAGUCUUUCAACAUCCCUCAGAACAAGGGCUCCAAGAGAUAUCCCAUUGAAGAUGUCUUCAAUGUAUGGCACGAAGUUAGAGACCAGGUUCUUAACCAGCCCCCAGCUUCCAAAUCCCAUGAAAACUACAAGCAUUCCAGUCCUCAAGAGAUCUACCAUUUGAACUUACAAAGACAGGCCCAAGGCGGCAUGCUGAUUCAACCUACCGACUCGUCUAGCCAACAGAUCGAUAGCCAGGCUUCGCAGCAACAAAGCCAGCAACUGUCUCUGGCUGCUCAGUCCAUUCAAAGCUCCAUUCCGUCUUUGGAAGAGCAAAUGGCUCAGAUGAAUGUAGGAAGGAAGUCGGCUCCACCUCCGAACCUUGCUCCACCGGAUAGGGCUAGUCCAGCUGAUCUGAACUUGAUUCCUCCUGAGAACAUUUUUUGGUCGUAUCUUGAUCCCUCUGGCAAUGAACAAGGUCCAUUUCCUGGUAAUGUCAUGCAAGAGUGGCUUACUGACGGUUACUUGGACUUUGAGUUACGCAUUCGCCGUGCAGAGGAAUCUAGCUUCUACACUUUGAAGCAAUUCUGUGAGGCUGUGAACAACUACAUCCUGCCUUUCAAGGUUCCUUUGCCAUCGGCUGGAAGUGGUCAACAAGCCAGGGACAGUCAGCAACCUCAUGAAUCAAGUCAAUUGCUGAACGAUCCGUCAGGCAACUCUGCCCAGGGUACUGGUCCAGGUUCCAACCAGCAAUCUGCUUUUGGUGGAAACAACUUAUAUUCAUCGCUCAUGCCAAAUGGUGCUUCCCUGUCACUCGGUGCAGCCUCUAUGAGAAUGAGUUCUUCUAAUCAUUUGUUUGAUUUUAUGGGUUCUCGUGACUAUCUGUUGAUGAAUCAACAGAAUCAGUUCUCGAACAACCAAUUUGGUAUUGACCCAGUGGGUAUGAACUUGGGUCAAAACAUAGGUCAAAACAUAGGUCAAAACAUAGGCCAGAAUUUGGGUCAAAACUUGGGCCAGAUGGGCCAGAACUUGUCUGGUAGCUUUGGCCAAUUGCAUAUGCCUUCUUUGCUUCAGCAGCAGAUCCAGCAGCAACAGCAGCCUAACUUAUCCAGAAACAACUCUGCAUGGGGAUUGGAUUCCGGUAGUGGUUUGAUGUCUGGUAGCCCUCAGACUCCUGGGGCUGUGAACACAAAUCUUCCCGGCUUGGCGAAUCAGGGCCCAAUGUCACCUUGGUUAUCUGGAAUGCAAUCAGUUUCCCGUGUAAGCUCUCCUUUUGUUCCUUCGUCAUCUUUGACUGGAUCUGCUUCAGCUGAAGGCUCCGAUAUCAUCAAGCCCUCUUCCGAGGACCCUGUUCUCCAUGAUAUUCAUAGUUCCAUGGUUACAGGUAUUUUGAAUGAUGAUGACCACCGUCGUCAGUCAGUGGAGGACCAGACUCCUCAGUCGAAGCCCGAAGAGCGUAACCCAGUGGAUGAGGACCCUACAUCCCACAUCCCUGGUGCAUUCAUUCCUGAACCUGAAGCUCAGGAACCUCAAAAUGAACCAUCAAACGAUCAAACCGUUGAUGAAAAUGUUGCUCCAGCUUCUGAUAACGUUAUCGAAAAAGAAUCAGAACCACAACCUGAAUUGCCUACUCAAAAGAACGUUGCGCCAGCCAAAUCUGAGCCAAAGCAAGAAUCUCAACCCGCUUUAGCUCCAUGGGCCAAGGCUUCAGCCUCCUCUGCUGAACAGUCGAAGCCAGCUAUGACUUUGAAGGAAAUUCAAGCUUUGGAGGCCGCCCGUUUGCGUGAAGAGCAACAACUUAGAGCUGAAAAGAAGCAACAAACUGCAUUGGCAAACGCUAUUGCUCUCUCUAAAGAAGAAGCAGCAGCAUCUGCCGACAAGCCUACAUUUAACUGGGCUAAUGCCCCAUCCCAACCAACAGUGGGCAAGAAGUCCUUAGCUGAAAUUCAAAAGGAAGAAGCAGAGGCUGCAAAGUCCAAGCUUGCUGCUGCUAAGGCAUCUGCUCCACCAAAGGCAUCCCUUGCCAGCUCCUUGGCCGCAGCUACACCAAAGGAAGAUAAGGCUUGGACCACAGUCGUUAGCAAGAAGCCAGCCCCACCUAAGAAGGCCACGCCUGCAGUUUCUUAUUCUAACGCUGCUAGUGGAUCUACGUCAAUUUCUCCUCAGAUGUUGCGUGCUGCUUCUUCUACCAGCACCAAUACCCAAUCGUUUAAUGGUAAUGCUGUGAGAGAGGACUUCUUGGUUUGGGCUCGUUCUGCCAUGACAAACUUGUACCCUUCUGUAUCAAAGAAUGACUUGCUUGAGAUUUUCACUACUUUGCCUUUGCACCCUGAUUCUAGCCAGUUGAUUUCUGAAACUAUCUACAGCUCUUCAGCUACUAUGGAUGGUCGCAGAUUUGCUCAGGAAUUUAUGAAGAAGAGACAGGGCGUAGAGAAGCAAGUCGGUGCCGGCAGUGGUGACUCCUGGUCAGCUGCCAUUGCUUCUAGUGCUGACAAGGUCCCAACUGUGGAUGAUGAAGGCUGGAGCACUAGCAAGACCAAGAAGAAGGGUAGAAAGAACUAA